GCUUUCCCGGUAAACGCAGACGACGCGGCGCGGCGGAGGGGGGGUGCACGCCAUGGCGCAAGGUUUCGUGAGGGGCUCCUUUCCGAGUCCCGACUACUACGAGAAGCUGGGCCGCCUCCAGGGCGCGCUGAGGGACAGUGAAAAGAAGAGAUUAGAACUGGAAAGAAAACUUUAUGAGUAUUCCCAAUCUAAUAUAUAUAGAACUAAAAUGAAGUAUAUAAAACUGAAGAAAUACCUGAAAGAAAUAUGUGAAUCAGAAAGAAAGGCUCAUAUUCGAAACCAAGAGUAUUUAAAACAGUGUCAUCAAAUUCAGGACCAUAUUGGAAGCUUCACUAGAAAUUCAGACAGACUUGAGAAAUUAAAGAUGGAAUAUAAGACUCAAAUCAAGAAGAUGCAUCUGUCGAUAAAAAAUAACCUGGGAGUGAAAGACAUACACCAAGACAAUGAUGAAAAGGUGCCGCAAGUUGUGAAGCCAGUAGGAAUUAACCCGGGGACAGUCAUGUCAAGAGGAUUGUAUCAUCCAGCAACAAUCUUUAUGGGCCGCCAAAUGUCAGCAAUCUCAAGCACUGGAGAUUUCAGUACACAGUGGAAAUCUUCCCAGCCCACAAAGAGCUUUUCAAUUUCUGACCCACAUUCAUGCCAACAGACAGCAGAGAGAAGUAAUGUGACAGACAGCUGUGGAGUACAAAUGAAUAGUGAUACACAGUGCUUAAAUAAGUCUGACAAAAUAGACGGAAAGACAUCUCUCCAGAUUGGUGAGAAAAUGCCAAUCACAUCCACGGCAUUGUCUGAGCUUGAACAAACUCAUUGCUUAAAGAUAGUAAGCGGCGCAAAUAAUGAUCACGAAGACCUGAAACAUCAGAGUUCCAUUAACCACAUGCAGGAGCAUGAAGAGGAAAGUUUAAAUAGUAGCAGUGACCUUACUGUUUCUGUGAGUGGAGAUGAUCUAAUUAUCCAUACUACAGAAGUAUAUCCAAAUCUGAGUGACAGCAGUGAUGAAAUAGAUGAAACAGAUGCCUUAAAACUAAUCUGUACCAAGCAAGAGAAAGAUGCCUUAUCUGCUGAAAAAAAUAAUUGUACCUUGCAAACUGUAAGCUCUCGUGCCUCGGAAAAGGAAUCCUCGGCUAAUUCACCAACAAGAGAGAAUUAUUUGACAUUCAAAGGAUUCACCUAUCUAUUACAGUUCAUAGAAAACAAGUUAGCCCAAGAAAGCCUACAUUCUGUGGAACUAUAUCAAAACGUGAUCAUAGAUCAAGAAAGAAUUAACUUGCUAAUAAGCCUUUGUAAUCAAACUGACAUUUUGAAAGAAGAAGACCUUGAAGCAUGUGGAGCAGUUGUCCUUCACCAGCUUCAGAGACUGUUACAGCACACAUCCACUAAAUGCCUCUUACCUGAGGAAGCUCUUAUUGACAGAGGUAGUGGUGUGGAUGAAAAGCCAGUCAGCUCUGAAGAACUAUUUAACUCUGGCACAUUAAGAGAUCAGUUAUUAAAACAUGUUUCUGCCUUAAAAAAACACAAUAUCUCUCUCAAAGAAGAAGUUACCAAAAUGUUUGAAGUCUUCUUAGCUGAUAACAGUGACCAAAGUUCUACGGCUACAGCAUUAUUGAAAAAAGCCCUUACAGAAGAGUGUGAAGAUAGGUCGUCUAUUCACAGUAAUGAAUCAUCUUGCAGCUUGCCAUCUAUUCUGAAUGACAAUAGUGAAAUAAAGCAAGCAAAACAUGUUCAAUGGCUUGACAGCAUUGGUACAAGGAAACAAGAAGUCACUAGCACAUGUGAAGAUGAGAGCAAGGAAGAAAGCUUGAUAGAAAAGAUUCCUAUUACAGAAACAAAAGCAUAUCAAUUAUUGAAGCAGUCCACAUUACAGGAUAAUAAAAAUCAAACUGAAGAACAUUACCAAAAGGAAAAAAAGGGAGCUGUGUCUAAAUUGGAAUUGGCUGGCUUGAAUAUUGGCAGCAGUACUUUGAAGACAAAGACAAGUAACGAAAUCGAUUCAGAAGCUAGUUUUUCAUCUAGUGAAGGAAGUCCUUUGUCAAGGGAUGAAAGUAAAAGGAAAAUGACAACCAAUUUAAAGUCAAAAGCUUUUUGGGGAGAAUCUGAUGAUAGCAACUCUGAAAUUGAAGCUGCUUUACGUCCUAGAAACCACAAUACUUCUAUUGAUGAUUUUGAUGACUUCUAUGACUAACAAACAUCACCUGCUUGGAACUGAAAAGAUUUUAAAUAAAAAUAUCAAGUUUCAAAUUGGAA
Molecule: messenger RNA, 2244 nt
Organism: Antechinus flavipes (yellow-footed antechinus)
Lineage: Eukaryota; Metazoa; Chordata; Mammalia; Dasyuromorphia; Dasyuridae
Gene: KIZ
Product: kizuna centrosomal protein
Exons: 15
Coding region: 53-2182 (709 amino acids)
Biological process (GO): spindle organization
Cellular component (GO): centrosome
Source: RefSeq, a predicted model, not a curated record